CGUCAGCCUGGCCAAAGUGUUACAGGAGGCGGAGAGAGAGACAGGAGGAGCGAAGGGACUGAUGAAUGAUACUGUCACAGAGCUGUCUCACCGAUCAGCUGCAGGUUUCAGCGUUGGAGUUGUUAAGAUGGUUGUCCUGUGCUCCUUUUAAAUAGCAGAGAUAAUUUCAUCCUCAAGACUGUGGCAGAUUAGGAAGUCAUUUCGUCGCGGCGGCGGGAGAAGUAUUUCAUAUACACAGAGAUCUGCAGAUGGGUCAGGGUCUGUGGAGGGUGGUGAGGAACCAGCAGCUGCAGCAGCAGUACAGUGAACAGUGCUAUCUCCAGCGGGACAGAGAACGGAGCCGAAGGGCAGGGCCCUCACUGGCUGAUCCACUGCAGCAGCGCCACACACCCCAGUGCCAGGUACCUGGCACUGACAUCAGUCACCUGCUGCGUGUCCGCAAGGGCAAAGAUGAACAUGGCUUUAUCGAUCUUGAGAUGCUGCCCCCCGAACUCAGCAUCACUAUCCUCUCCUAUUUGAAUGCUACCGACCUGUGCCUGGCCUCCUGUGUAUGGCAGGACUUGGGCAAUGAUGAGUACCUGUGGCAGGGCUUGUGCAAGUCCACUUGGGGUCACUGUUCAAUAUACAACCGAAGGCUCCCAUCUGGAUUUUCCUAUAGAAAGCUUUACAUGGAGUUAGAUGAAGGAAGUCUAACCUUCAACGCCAACCUGCAAGAGGGUAUCAGUUACUUCAUGUCCAGAGGCAUUCUGGUGGACCACCCGAAAGAAAUUGCCAAGUUUAUAUUCUAUACCAGAAUGCUAAACUGGAAGAUGCUGCGGGUUUAUCUUGAUGAACGGCGGGAUGUCCUGGAUGAGCUAGUCACACUUCAUAAUUUUAGCAACCAGUUCCUGCCUAAUGCACUGAGGGACUUCUUCAGGCACAUCCAUGCUCCGGAGGAGAGGGGCGAGUACCUGGAGACCCUAAUCACCAAGUUCUCUCAUCGCUUCUGCGCCUGCAACCCCACUCUUGUGCAGGAUGUGGGCUUAAGUCCUGAUGCGGUGUACGUUCUGUGCUACUCCCUCAUCCUUCUCUCCAUCGACCUCACCAGCCCUCACGUAAAGAACAAGAUGUCCAAAAGAGAGUUUAUCCGAAACACACGACGGGCAGCUCAGAACAUCAGCGAGGACUUUGUAGGCCACCUCUAUGACAACAUCUAUCUGAUCGGCCACGUGGCAGCUUAGCCUCAGCGGCACAUGACACGGCUGCCAUGUAAAACCUUAGCGACUGCACUAGGAAGAAUUUUGUAUGAAGCUUGGAACAAUAACCAUGUCAGAACAGUGAAGGUCAUUUUAAACCCUUGAUAUGACACGCUGAAAUACAUUGUAAAAGGAACUGAGCAAAGGAACUGCAGUGAUGUGAAGCAUCAACAAAAUACGUCAGCUGUUAGCAGGCUAACAUACUAGCAGUGGUAGUGACAAAUGUAACCUACCACAAACACUUAACCAUGCAAAACCAUGUAGCUAACUGAAGAUAUAUAAAACAAGCUAAGAAGUCAGCUGAAUGUGGAAUUUACGGGGCUUGCGUCAUAUUAACAAGACAUCCAUUUCUUCCCCAUUCUGAUAUGGAAACCUCUCUUAUGAAUGUCAGCUUUUUACCAUCAUAUUUCAAGGAAAUUCUUCUCUAGUUCACAAGCCGACUAAUCUCUCAUCCUAUCCAUCAUUUUUAUUCAUUGUUUCCACAAUAACCAGAAAACCAUUUUGCUCUUGGCUUGGAUAUUAAUUGUCACGAAGUUAAUGAUGGUGAAAAAACGUUAUUUUAUUCCAUUGCACUACAAUUUCUUUCCACCCAUCUUUUAACACUCUUAAGAGUUAUUCAGGAAAGUCUACAGCCACUGUAAUAUCAAAGCAUUUACAGAUUACAAUGGCACAAUUAUAAUAAGGUUUUUUGUUUUAAUUCUGUGGGUGGUUUCUAGUUUUAUGAGGAUUUGUGCAUAUGUCUUCCUUGGGAAGAGUAAAACACAAGCACUGAAUUUUAAUUAUUUAACAUCUGUUGUAGGUUUGGUAUAUUUCUGUUGAUCACUCUUGCUACAGUUUUUUGUUUUUGUUCAUUCACUCACCUUCCCAAUAUUCAAGUGUAUUUUUAUAGCCAUCACCUAGUAUAUCAUCAGCCUAAAAGAGCUAUAACACAGAUUCUCACAUUUCAUGUUUUGAAAACACAUUUAUAAAUUAGACUGUGUCAAUUUUACUGAAAAUCUUGAGAUUUUUUUUCUUUUUCAAAUAAUCUUCUGAAAAUCAAUUUUAGUUACCUGUUUGCUCUGAUAAUGUUUUUUUUCCUUUUAUUCAGAUUUACCAGAAUCGGGUGCCAAUAGUGAGGAUUAAAUACUAAACUAACAUAUAAACAAUAAUAAGGAGAAUUAUUCACAAGCUCUGAAUAGUUUAAUUUAAUGUUGAACAUUUUAUUUGCACAAUGUAAAUAUUUAAGUAUAGAGAUUUAUAAACAGUAAAUUUUAUUUUCAAAUAUUUUAACUAAGAGUUGUGUUUUUCUCAAUAGAGUGAAUUCCUUUUUGCACUUUUUGGCAUAUUUACCAUGUUAUAACAUUAACAAACUGAGCACUUAACAAGCUGUAUGAUAUUUAUUUGUGAUGCUAUGCUAACAAAAGUUAGCCUAUAUAACAGUGGUUAUUGUUAUCCAGUGCUCAAUUUACUGUGAUUGAAACAAAACAUUACAACUAAUAUUAUCCUGAUUCUUGUUUUUCAUUUUACAAUAUUAAGCAUACAUUACAUAUUUAUCUCGCCAAUGCAACUCUAUUUGAACAAAUCUGUACUUAAAAAGCAUAAAAGAUUUGUUUAAUAUAGAUUUCAUAACGAUAACACUGGAUUAAUGCACUUCUAGAUUGUAU
Triplophysa rosa is the source of this 2878-nucleotide messenger RNA. It is a transcript of the gene fbxo8, whose product is annotated as F-box protein 8. Gene Ontology annotation, biological process: regulation of ARF protein signal transduction. Gene Ontology annotation, molecular function: guanyl-nucleotide exchange factor activity; protein binding. The transcript is spliced from 6 exons. NCBI's taxonomy places the organism in Eukaryota, Metazoa, Chordata, Actinopteri, Cypriniformes, Nemacheilidae. The record is from RefSeq and is a predicted model, not a curated record. The coding region runs from base 249 to 1220 and encodes 323 amino acids.